GUGUAGACCAUUCAAACUUCGAACAUUGAACGGAGGUGCGAACUGCGAAGAUCAACGCAACUCGAUUUCACUAACUCUUGACUACGUUUGUGGUUUCUUGCGGCUUUUCUUCCCUAAACCUAGUGUGGAAAAAUAACAAUUGUUUCACUGAAACAGCAAGAGAAAGGAAGAGUGCCAUUUCAAGGGUUUCCACAGGUUAUACUUGAUUUUGGUAAAAAGCAUAGAAUCAUAAUUAAAAGGUGAGUCCAUGAGUGGUAAACGCAGAAGGUCUGAAACUUCAUGGGACAUGAAACAAGACAAAAUCCCUCCACCAGAAUCCAAUGAUUCUAGGAGGCCAUCUUGGGAAGGAAACAGAAAAGUGCCAAGAAAUGAUGACAUCAGAAGAGACAACAAACAUAGGAAUUUUGAUGAUGAAUGGGGAAAGCAACAUACCACAUACAGGGAUCGAAGCAGGAGUCCCAUUCAAAGUAGGAGCAGGAGUAGAGGCAGAGAGUGGGAAAGUAGGAGGAGCCCAUUUUAUGAUGAUAGACACAAAUCUAAUGACUAUGGAGAUGAUGUAAGAAACAAUGCAAGAUGUGAUAACAUGAAAGAAAGUUGGAGGCAUAGAUCAGAUCAUCUCUCUGGUGGUUCCAGAUACAGCAGAUUCCCUCACCAUAAAGAUGAUAGAAAUCAUGAUGAUGAUGAUGAUGACGAUGACAGGUGUCGAUCAAAUCGAGUUACUAAAAUCCCAUGCAAGUUUUUUGCUGUGGGUAAAUGCUAUCGUGAUAAUUGUAAGUUUUCUCAUGAUGCUUCUGCUUCAGACUCACAAGAUUAUGAUCGAAGGUCACAUGAAAACAUUCGGGCCCACAAGAACCGCACAUGGCAUCAUGAUCAUGAUCAACAUCCACAUGCAUCAGAUUUGUAUGAAAAGAAAAAGUCAUGGGAAUCAGGAGGUUUUGAUGAAAACAAGAAAACAACAUGGGAAUGGGAUUCUCAUGACAAGAAAAAGUCAUGGGAUAAUGAUGAUGCAUCAAACCCUAAUUUAGAUAACAAAAACAGAUCAUGGAAUGGUCCUUCAUGGGAUGAUGAUCAUGAAAAAACAAAGUCAAAGUCAUGGAAUGGUCCAUUGUGGGAUGAUUCAGGAUUAAACAAAAAAAGUUGUGAGAAAAAUGAUUAUUUUUUGCCUAAACAACAUAAUGUGGCCAAUGAUUCUCAUAUAAACAAUGAGAAUAUAGUUUCUGAAGAAGAACCCAACAAACAAAUUCUUACAUCUGUAGAAGAACAAGUUGAAAAUGGGAAGAGUCCAAAAAAGAAACAGGAAGUAAUUGGAAAUCUAGCUGAAAAUGCUCAGCAAGAACAAGAACAUAUCAACACUGAAAAAGUCGAAAAGGGUAGUAUUGGAAAUGAUGAAAAGUCUACACAACAAUGUAGGGAAAUAGAUCCAAAUCGGAGUAGUAGAGAUGAUGAUGGAGAGAAAUCCAGUGGAUAUGGUAAUGAUGUAAGAAGUAAUUCUGGAGGUGAUAAUUUGAAAAAAGAAAGUUGGAGUCACAGACAAGAUUACUCAAGAUCCAGCAGCCAUAAUAGAAAUUCAAGGAAUCAUUAUGAUGAUGAUGAAGCACGGAAUUAUGAUCGUAGGUCACAUGACAACCCUCGGGCCCACAACAAGAUGACAUGGCAUGAUGAUGAUUUAAAAGCAUCAGAUUUGUCUGAAAAGAACAAGUCAUCAUGGAAUGGUCCUACAUGGGAUGAUGUGGAAUCAGGUGGACUAAAUGAAAACAAGAAAACAACAUGGGAUUCUCAUAAUUUUGAUAACAAGAAAAAGUCAACAACACGGGAUGAUAUGUCAAACCCUAAUUUGGAUAACAAAAACAGGUCAUGGGGUGAUGUGGAAUCAGGUGGUUUUAAUGAAAACAAGAAAACAACAUGGGAAUCUCAGAAUUGUGAUGACAAGAGAAAGCCAACAACACGGGAUGAUAUGUCAAACGUUAAUUUGGAUAACAAAAACAAAAACGGGUCGUGGAAUGGUCCUUCAUGGAAUGAGGUAGAUGCAUCAAAGUCAAAUGCAAAAUCGGGGAAUAAUAUAGAUGAAAAGUCAAAGUCAUGGGUCAAAAUGGAUAAUAAUAAUAAUAAUAAGAAGAUGAGAAAUGAAAAGGGUUUUGAUCACUUUUUGCCUCAACAACAUAAUGUGGUCAAUGAUUCUGAUUUAAACAAUGAUAAUAUAGUUUCUGAAGAACCGAAUCAACAGAUUGUUACAACAGAGCAAAACCUCACGAAUGCCAUAGAUUACCUAAAGUCACUUCCCAAUUCUACUACACACAAUCAAGAGGGUAAUAUUGGAAACAAUAAUGUCAUGGAGAUUGAAAAUGGGAAGACUCCAAAAAAGAAGCAGGAGGAAUUAGUUGGAAAACGAAAAGCUAAGCAAGAAGAAGAACAUGUUAAUGAUGAAAAGGGGAAAGAGGGUAAUAAUGGAAAUGAUGAAAAGUGUAUGCGACAAUUUAGGGCUGCCCUUGUGGAAUUUGUGAAGGAGAUUCUGAAGCCGAAAUGGAAAGAAGGUAGGAUGACAAGAGAGGUUUACAAAAGUGUUGUGAAGAAAGUAAUUGAUAAAAUCACAACUACUAUUCAACAAGUCCAAAUCCCUAAAACACAACCAAAGAUUGAACUGUAUCUCACACACUCCAAACCCAAAAUCACGAAGCUUGUGGAGGCAUAUGUUGAAAAACUUGUAAAGGCUUAGCUUAGCAAAUGCUUGAGAAACGUUUUGGAAGUGGAUGUUGUUUUAUAGGAGUAGCUUCAGAAAUUAAAUAUGCGUAUAUAGCAUACCUGCAAGCAAAAAGUGUUGUUGAUCGUUACAAUUUGUAUUUUGAAUUGUGCUUUUUAGUUUGAUAACCCUCAAGGUUGAAAACAUGUCUGUGCAACUGCAACUGCU
Messenger RNA from Lactuca virosa, 2905 nucleotides. The record is from the annotation of a GenBank genome assembly. Lineage: Eukaryota; Viridiplantae; Streptophyta; Magnoliopsida; Asterales; Asteraceae.